Dicrocoelium dendriticum is the source of this 366-nucleotide messenger RNA. The record is from the annotation of a GenBank genome assembly. NCBI's taxonomy places the organism in Eukaryota, Metazoa, Platyhelminthes, Trematoda, Plagiorchiida, Dicrocoeliidae.
AUGGAAGAUUUGGGACUGAAGCAUGAGUUAGAAUAUCUCGGGCUAUCUGAAGUUCCAAAUAAGGCUGUCGCUAGCAAAUCCGAUUCUAUGCCGAUCCUAUCCUCAAUAUUGAGCUACGGAUUUAAGGACAAUACCAAGCCGAGUCCACAAAUGAGAGAACCUUUGGAACAAAGUGCUUCUGUUAAUCCAACGGAAGCUAAUUGCAUACCGGUGAUGAAUGAAGUGCCUCCUCCCCGUGUUUCCCAACAAGUUCCAGGACAGCGACGUCACAUAUGCGAACACUGUGGAAGAUCGUUUGCCCAAAAGUGCCGCCUUCGGUCACACGUAGAAGUUAUUCACUUUAAACAACGUCCAUACAUAUGUUAG